AUGGAGCAGUGUGUAAGCUGUCCAGGAGACAUGUAUGCUAACACAAAGCACACAUACUGCAUGCAAAGGCCUGCCUCCUUUCUGUCUUAUGAAGAGCCACUGGGGAUGGCACUGGCCUGCAUGUCCCUGUGUUUCUUGCUACUUGGGGUUUUUGUAUUUGGUGUUUUUGUGAAGUACAAUGAUACUCCAAUUGUAAAGGCCAAUAACCGUAUUCUCAGCUACAUCCUACUGAUCUCCAUCACCAUCAGUUUCCUCUGCUCAUUCCUCUUUAUUGGGCAUCCUAACAUAGGCUCCUGCAUCUUGCAGCAGACCACAUUUGGAGUAUUUUUCACAGUGGCAGUGUCUACUGUCUUAGCUAAGACAACGACUGUCAUCCUGGCCUUCAAACUCAAUACUCCAGGAAGAAGAAUGAGAUGGAUGCUGGUAUCAGGGGCACCUAACUUUGUCAUUCCAAUAUGUACUCUGGUCCAACUUGUUCUCUGUGGAAUCUGGCUGAAAACAUCACCUCCAUUUAUUGACACAGAUACAUACUCUGAACAUGAGCAGAUCAUCAUUGUGUGCAACAAAGGUUCAGCCAUUGCAUUCCACAUUGUGCUGGGUUAUUUGGGCUUCUUGGCUCUGGGGAGCUUCACUCUGGCUUUCUUGGCCAGGAAUCUGCCUGACAGAUUCAAUGAAGCCAAAUUCCUAACCUUCAGCAUGUUGGUGUUCUGCAGUGUAUGGGUUACAUUCCUUCCUGUCUACCAUAGCACUAAAGGAAAAGUCAUAGUGGCUGUGGAAGUCUUCUCCAUCUUGGCCUCCAGUGCUGGACUGUUAGUGUGCAUCUUUGUCCCAAAAUGUUAUGUUAUUUUGAUAAUCCCAGAUUCCUAUUCUCUUCAAAAGUACAGAGAUAAAUCACAUUAUUAA
Molecule: messenger RNA, 903 nt
Organism: Rattus rattus (black rat)
Lineage: Eukaryota; Metazoa; Chordata; Mammalia; Rodentia; Muridae
Product: vomeronasal type-2 receptor 116-like
Exons: 1
Coding region: 1-903 (300 amino acids)
Biological process (GO): G protein-coupled receptor signaling pathway
Cellular component (GO): membrane
Molecular function (GO): G protein-coupled receptor activity
Source: RefSeq, a predicted model, not a curated record